Molecule: messenger RNA, 8708 nt
Organism: Anolis sagrei ordinatus
Lineage: Eukaryota; Metazoa; Chordata; Lepidosauria; Squamata; Anolidae
Gene: ZNF148
Product: zinc finger protein 148
Biological process (GO): regulation of transcription by RNA polymerase II
Cellular component (GO): nucleus
Molecular function (GO): DNA-binding transcription factor activity, RNA polymerase II-specific; RNA polymerase II cis-regulatory region sequence-specific DNA binding
Source: RefSeq, a predicted model, not a curated record
CUGAGGAAAGAGGAGGAGGAGGAGGCGGCGGCGGCGGCUGCGCUUUCCUCACCGGCCUGCUCGGCUUGGCUUUGCUUUGCCUUGCUUGCCUACCGCUGCAGGAAGGAGCGCCGCCGCCAUCAUGGUGCCCGAGGCCGGAGCUGGAGCCGCGGCCUGGGGGCUCUGAGCCCCUCACUGCCUCCCUCAGAAGGAGGAGGAGAAGGGAGAAGGCGGGCUCCUGCGCCCCCAUCGGGCCUGGACCUGAGGUUGUUGCACUUAAGAAUGAACAUUGAAGAUAAACUGGGCGGAUUAUUUCUUAAAUGUGGUAGCAUAGAGCAAAUGCAAUCAUCUAGGGCUAUGGUUGGAAUGGGUGCUGCAUCUGACCAAUCAUCAGUUUCUAUGGAACGACAGGAAGCAGCCCUUCAAGGCCGGGCUAUGGCACAUCAAGAAAUGCUUUCCCCAGAUGGAGUACUACAAGGAAGUGAACUUCGACAACAAGACAUGAUUCCACAUGAUGAACUCAUGGUACAUGAAGAGACGGUAAAAAAUGAUGAUGAGAUGGAGGGACAUGACAGGCUUCCUCAAGGACUUCAGUAUGCAGUUAGUGUUCCUCAGAUCAGUGUGAAACAAGAAAUUACCUUUACUGAUGUAUCAGAACAGCAGAAAAGGGACAAAAAGCUAAUACGAGAGGGUUUAGAUAUGCAAAAGAAGAAAAAAAGGAAACAGCGUUCACCAGCAAAGAUCUUGACAAUAAAUGAGGAUGGAUCACUUGGUCUGAAAACCACCAAAUCUCACAUUUGUGAGCACUGCAAUGCUGCCUUUAGAACCAACUACCAUUUACAAAGGCAUGUCUUCAUUCAUACAGGUGAAAAACCAUUUCAGUGCAGUCAGUGCGAGAUGCGUUUCAUACAGAAGUACCUGCUACAGAGACAUGAGAAGAUUCAUACUGGUGAAAAACCAUUUCGAUGUGAUGAAUGUGGCAUGAGAUUCAUACAGAAAUAUCAUAUGGAAAGGCACAAGAGAACCCAUAGUGGAGAGAAGCCUUACCAGUGUGAAUACUGCUUACAGUUCUUCUCAAGGACUGACCGUGUAUUGAAACACAAACGCAUGUGCCAUGAGAACCGUGACAAGAAGCCGAGCAGAAGUGCCACCAAAAUUGGCCUUUUGGGUCCUGAUGAAGAUCAAGGCUUCCCCAUGCCUUUGAAAGACAGCUCUUUGCCAAAGAAGAAAAGGCAAAAAACUGAGAAACUGAAGUCUUCUGGGCUAGACAAAGAAUGCGGGAGUGAUAAAUCUGAACAUAAAAAAGAUAAGAAUGAUUUCUUGCCUUUGUAUGCUGGUAGUACUAAAAUAAAGGAUGAAUACAUGGUGGCUGAAUACGCAGUUGAGUUGCCACAUUCAUCUGUCAGUGGAGGGCACUUACAUGAAGCACAUUCUGGAGAAAUACAUCCACCUAAACUGGUGCUCAAAAAAGUUAAUAGUAAGAGAAGCCUGAAACACUCUCUGGAACAAAGUCAAACCAUUUCAUCCUUAGCCUCUUAUGAAGACAGCAAGGUUUCAAAGUUUGCCUUUGAUCUGGUGGACAACAAAGUCCUUCUGGGUUCUGAAGGCAAUGCAGACAUUGACCAAGUUGAUGCUUUACAGGAAGGUCCCAGUAAACCUGUACACAGCAGCACAAACUAUGAUGAUGCAAUGCAGUUUUUAAAGAAAAGACGGUAUCUUCAAGCUGCUAAUAGUAACAGCAGGGAAUAUGCCUUGAAUGUAGGCACCAUUGCCUCUCAGCCUUCAGUUACUCAGGCUGCUGUUGCAAGUGUGAUAGAUGAAGGUAGCACAGCAUCAAUAUUGGAUGCAACAGGACUGAGUGUAGAGAUUAAAGGUAACCAUGACAAAAAUGUCAUUCCAGAUGAGGUACUUCAAACUCUUUUAGACCAUUAUUCUCAUAAAGCCAAUGGCCAGCAUGAAAUAGCUUUUAAUGUGGCUGAUGCAGAAGUGACUUCCAGUAUCGCAAUCAAUUCUUCUGAAGUAUCGGAGGUCGCACAAAAUGAGAAUAUUGCAGCAGGCUCUCAAGGUUCCUCAUCCGAUAAAGCCAGUAUGUUACAGGAAUAUUCCAAGUUUCUUCAGCAAGCUUUGGACAGAACUAGCCAAAAUGAUGCCUAUUUGAACAACCCAAGCCUUAAUUUUGUGAGCGACAACCAGACUCUUACAGGGCAACCAGCAUUUUCUGGUAUAGACAAACAAGUCUAUGCAUCUAUCCCUGUCAACAAUUUUCGAUCAGGAAUGAACUCUCCAUUAAGAACAACCGCAGACAAAUCUCAUUUUGGACUUAUCGUUGGUGAUUCCCAGCAUUCUUUUCCCUUUUCAGGUGAUGAGCCAAAUCAUUCUUCCUCAUCUUCUACACAGGACUUCUUGGAUCAAGUGACUUCUCAGAAGAAAGCAGAGCCCCAGCCUGUCCAUCAAACAUAUCAAAUGAGUUCUUUUGAGCAGCCAUUCAGGGCUCAGUACCAUGGAUCAAGAGCUGGAAUGUCAUCUCAGUUUAACACUGCUAAUGGGCAGGUGAACCUGCGGGGGCCAGGGGCAAAUGCUGAAUUUCCUGAAUUCCCCUUGGUGAAUGUAAAUGAUGGGCGAGCUGGGAUGAACUCUUCACCUGAUGCUACAACAGGCCAGACAUUUGGCUAAGAAAUUUUUAAAAGUAUCAUUGGCACUUUAGCACAGGUCUGCUCAGCUGAGCGUGUUCACUAUAGGAUGGAGUCGAGUCCUAUGCAGAUUUCAGACCUUGUGUUAUAACAAAAAGUAAGCUGGUACAGCAUACUGGUAACUACUUUUUUUUAUUAAUUGCCAUUUUUUGUGAAUUGCCUUACAUGUGGGUGUCCACUGACAAGGCAGAUGGUUAUUUGCUUAUUUGAGAUCAGGAACUUGCUAUGUUGAGAUUUAAUACAAGAUGAAACAAACCAAAAAACCCAGAUAGGCUGUCUCCUAUAAUAAUUUUGUAGUUUGGCAGUGUUGAUUAUUUUCAGGACAAGAAUUAUUAUUAGGUUAUUUCUAUUGGAAUUUCAUAAUAAGUUAAUCUGGCCAUUGCACUUCAGCAGGGAGUAUGAAUAGAGUAUUCAAACAAAAUAAACUCAAAAGUUACAAUGAUAGUCAGAAAAUUAUGGAUAGACAAUAUAGUAUUUCUGGAGAAAAUAUUCUCUGGCUGGUGCAGAGGAGCAAUCCACUAAACUGUGGGCCAAGAAGUAAAAAGAAAUAAGAAGAAAGUAAUACACAUUAUAUUGUGAUUAUUGAUUUCUUUGCAUUUUACUAUACUUUGGGGAAGUCCAAGACACACCAUACUACUUAAAUGCCCAAAUAAUGGGAAGAACUUUAAAAACAAAAUACACAAUAUUAAUGCAUUUCUUUCCUUCCUGAAGGAUUCCAUAUUCUUUUGUAUCUUUGAACAUCACUUUUUGAUGUUUCCCUCUCCAAAUGACAGCUGUCGAGAUGUUUGGGCUCUAGUUAAUUGCUUUGUAGACUGCAUUCCCAGUUUCAUAAUAUUUAUACAAAUCAAUUGUAUUUCAUCCUCCAAAUCUGCAAUAAUUAACAUUAGAGCACUUAGAUUAUUUUCAAAAUGUUUUCAUUCCCCAGAAUAAAACAAUUUUCUACCCUUAGGGUCAAUAUGCCUGCAUUGUUUUCAAACAGAUUUUUAUUUAAAACAUGAAAAUUAAUGGGAAUCCUUGACAUCCACAUAAACUGUUAUCUUGCUAACAAAUUUAAAUUAGGUAGAAUAAAUUGACCCAGAGAAAUUGACCCAGUUACAUGCCACUGUGGUUUUGUCAACUAGAGAUGGUGACUUAAGGACAAGCAAUUAAAAGAUAACUGGUCAAAGUUUUACUCUAUUUCAUUUAUUAAUAAAUUUUAACUGUUAUUCUUCUCCUAUGUAGAUAUUUUAAUAGUAGCUUGUCUUGAGUUAUAUAGUGUGGUGCAAUGAUUAGUUCUAUAUACGAUUUUAAAAUGGUGUGGUUUGACUUAACAUAAAUAUUGAGAUAAUUUAACUGUUUUUAAAACAGAAUUUUUAUUUUCAUUGUAUGAGUGGGAUGUUUUAUAGAAAUCUUUAGCCAUUAUUUUAUCUAAUGUCUGAGUGACAAGUACCUAGGUAACUCCCUCCUACCACUAAUAUAAAUUUUCUGGCUAGUGAAGACUUGUUUUAGAACAUCAGUGCUUACCAUCUCUUACAGAAAGUAUGUAGCCCAAAUGAUGUGUUGCUCACCAAAAAUUUGGUUGGGAAAAACCAUCGCAAUUUCCAGAGAAAUUCUCAAUAUUAAAUUUAGCUUCUAAUUCUGGUAGUCAUUAUCCCCCGUUCCAUCUGUGCAAUUUCAAGCCCACCUUUGAAUAUACAUGAAACUCAUGGACAGUGUGAUACCUCUCUUAAAUAAGCCUAUGAAUCUUCAUAGAUCCAUAGUCAUUCCUGUGAAUCACAAACGGUUGCAAUAAGAUGUUGUUACAUCCUGUCCCUUGCCAUAAAUUGCCUAAACUAUAUAGAUUCAUAGAAAAGCAAAAAAUAACUAAAUAUAUCAAGUCAAAAUAGCUUUAUUGGUGAUACAUUCACACAUGUGAAAAUAUUUUUUAAAAUAAUCUCUUAUGUUUCAAGUUUUAUUUUUAGUUUGCUACUACACUAAGGCAGUUAGCACAUACAGUGUGUUAAUUUUAACCAACCAUCUCUAUCACUGUUAAAGUAACAUAUUUCACCGAAUCUAGGAUGUCAUAGAUUCCAAGAAGCACCCCCUUUUUGGAGCUUCAAUUUUAGAAAAAAAAUUCUUUAGAGAAACCAUAGACUUCUAAAUCUUAUCUGCAUGAGAGGUUGGGGGGAAAGUCAGCUAAGAGAUUGCUGGGGGGAAGCUGCUCUCUUGACUGUUUGUUUGUUUCUAAUUCUCUUUAAAAAAAAAAUCCGGCAUAUUUAGGACGCCCGCAAUUCUAAGAUGCAUCCCCUUUUAAUCCUGGAUUUGGGGUGUGGGGGUGGGAUGUGCAUAUUAGAAUUGAUGAAAUACAGUACUCCUGUUUUUGUAGUUAACAGUAGAUCAUGAGCUUAAGAAGUUUGCUGGAGGAAGUCACUAAGAAAGUUUCAGUGAACAAGUACAGAGGGCAAGACAAAGUCAGAAUGUAAAGAGCAAAGGAUUAAAAGCUGUGUAGAGGAAACACAUGGAUUCUCCUUCAAAAGUAUUCAGUGUAAGAAACUGAAGAGAGAGAUGAUGAGGGAAUUCUGGUGAGCAUGCAGUGAGCUUUAUAUUCCUUUGGCCAUGCAUUCCCUUAACGUAUACCAUAGCUUUUAGGACAUAUUCUUCUCAGAGUUUCUCCUGCACUUGCAGUGAGAAGCUAAUUUGUAGGGACAUGUUGGGAGUGGGCACCAGCGCCCAGAAAUGUUUAUAUAGUAUUUCAGUCAUGAACAAAAACUCAAUUUGUGGUUUUGAUUCUGCCAACUAAAAUCAUAUUAGAAUCUGCUCCUAAACUGCUCCUAAAUAGAAAGUAUGAAUUUUAAUUAUUAUAUAUACAUCUGAUGAUAAUAUUAAUAGAAAUAAUAUUCAGUUUUGUGGGAUAAUGCUUCAUUAAAGCAUAUUUAGGACAUAUUUAGUUAGGGUUCUACAGCCCUACGAAAUCCAAAUAUACAGUUUCAGUUUGAAUAACAAUCACUUUGAAAUCAGGUUUUAAUGCCUCACUUGAUUAAUGUUUAAUAAGUAUGUUCAGCUUCCCCCUUUAAACAUCAAAACAAUUUGUUGUCCCAUUUAUUAUUCACAUAAUAUAAAAUGAUAUUAUUUACAUGAAUAUGAUAAUGAAGGAGUUGGCUUUUGAGUUUAUAGCUGAAAUUGCCACUUUACCUUCUAUUUAUCGUAAUUAUUCAGGGUAUACAAUUGAUCAGGAGUAAUUUGAAGAGAAAUAUAGUGCUAUGUACUGCAGUGCACUACACUUCAUUUGUGUUGGAUCACCCCCUGCCUUUCCUGACAUUAGUACAAAACAGAAGAAUUUUCAGAAUUGAGAUAGUUCUGCGAAAGUCUGGUGAUUUCUAAUUGGAAUAACAGAUAAUCCUCACACAAGAUGGUUUCUCUUAUUUCUUUUCAGUGGUAUAAAGUCUUGUAGUUGAGGUCUUACAGAUGCUAUAACUGUAACUUUAACUAAGCCUAUUGCAGAACAUUUGUACAAACUUUGAAUACUAAGCCACAAUUGUUAAAAUGAAUGAAAUAACAUUGUAUUGUCAUAUGCCUGCUUUUGUUAGCUUAUUUAUUUUGUGAUUUUUAAAAUGGGUUUUCAGAUCACUAAUGUGAAUUAAUAACGUUUUAGUACAGCUGUUGGCUUCCAUUUCCAUCCACACUUUCUGAUUUAUCAUUUGAAAAAAAAAUCCAUCUGGACAUGUACAACGUAUUCCAUGUUCGUUUUUAUGAUGUAUCAUGUUCCUUAAAUAUCUGAAGAGGAUCCAAGGUGGAUCCAGGAUCAGCCUGCUUUAAUAUUUCAGUAUUAACUUGCUUUGUACUUGUAAACUUGCAAUCUACAAUUUUGUUGGUUAAGAGACUGGUCUCUUUUGCAAGUUUCGGGAGAAUAGCUAUUAGCAUCUAGUUCAGAACUUUAGAAGGCUGAAAUGUGCUUGUGAUCUGGGUAUUUUGGUUGGUCAAAACUCAUGUAAUUUUUGCAAUUGAUAUGAUUAUUAAUAAAACAAAUUAUGUUUAUGUUUUCUUAAACAGAAGCCUUGCAACUUUUGGAAAUGUUUUCUUUUUAUGUUAGUGCAUGUUUGCUAGGUAUGUAGCACAUCUAACUUACUUCUUUUGCAAAGAAUAUGUCCUGAGAAAGUAUUACAUUGAUGGGAAAGUAUUGUUAUGUUUUAAGAAAACCCGUUAUUUUAAAACAACUUUGUUUCAGGGAAAUUUUCUAGUUGCUUUUGCGAUACAUAUAUAAAUCAUUGUUUCCUCUUUUCAAUAAUAAUUGAACAAGAGAGAGCGCGCGAUUGAUCUUCUGGUAGUGAACACAGACUGAAGCAAGCCAACCUUUCUCAGAGUUGUUUCUUGCUUUCUUUAUCCCAGUAGAUGGAAAGUAAAAAAAAAAGUGUAAAUGUUUAUUUUAUUUUUUUAUGCUGUAAAUAUGAGUUAUCAAAUAAGGAUGUACCUAUGAUUGAAUCUUUGAUUCUGCACAGUUAGAGUUUAUAUAUAAAAUAUAAAUGUGUCUUGACAAUCAAGGACUUACUGUCAGUCUUCCUUUAUGAUGUUUUAUUAAUGUUAUGCAUUCCAUUUGUUAGAUUUGAGUACCAAUGUGGGAAUUUGUAUUGUCUGUAAAGUAUGUAAUGUUUUUACAGCUUGUUUUUAAACAAAAAAGGAAAAAAGAAUCUUGUAUAUGAACAGAUCACGUGACUGCUUUAUAUCAGAAGGCAUAUGAUGUACUGUAUGUAAGCAAUAAUGCCUAACUGUGCUAACUUUGCAAGUAGCAUAAGGAUAGUUCCAAAAACUGUUUGGAGAAGUUAAUAGCUUUGUUUAAAUUAAUACUUUUAAUCAAUAAAUUCCACUUUUUCGUUUGUAGUUUAACUUUGUUUACAGAGCACAAUCUGAGUUGCAGGGAGAGCAGUCUGUAGAUCUGUACUGCACCUACUUAUGCAUUAAUCAUGAAAUGAAUGGGUCAAGAUGAGGAAGACUGCAAAAUUAACAUUCAUGUCCUAGAAGAAAGGAUAGGGUGGUUCUUUCAUGCUAUUGCGCCAAUUGAUUAUCCUUGCAAUUUAAUUUGAAAUCAUAAAUUUUUAGUAUAAAUCAAGUUCAUUGAUACAAGAAAUGGUUAGGUUCAUAACUCACAUUGCAGUUGAGCAUCGUCAUUGUGUAUUUUGACAGAAGUACCUUUUGGCCAUAGGAAUUAACAGCUGUUAAGAUGAGCUUUACUCAGUUUUGGCAAAACACCCCCCACUCGCACUCCAACCUAGCUAAUUUUGAAGUCUUCUUUCAGGCUGUAAAGGGCACCAGAAUUAUUUGAGAGUCUCAUCACUGCAUUCAGUGGGGAAAGAGCAGCGAUUUAUAAAUGUAUGACUUCCAUUUUUUAGGACGAAAUGUUUUUAAAUUCUAGUCAUUUAUAUAAUGUGUGCUUUGAAGGAUUUGCAAGUUCACCUCUGUCACUUUUACUACACUGGUAUCUUUUAUAUGUAAUGUAUGCUUUUUAUUAUUGUAGCCAAGCAUUUCAGUAGAAGGACUUUUGCAACCAUGUUUGGGUACAUUUUAUUGAUGGAAGCUAAUUAUAUUGGAUUCUGUCUCUGUAGUUUUGUCUUUAUUUCUAAUGGUGUCAAACAAAGGAAUCCAACUCCCUAAUUUUUAAAAAGUGUAUACUUAUUAUACUGCACUGUGUGAUCUGCAGUUGAGUCCAAAAAUCUGAUAAUUUCAAAAGGAAGGUAAAGGAUUAACUGAACGAAUAGAAUGCAGGGGCAGGUUAGAAGAAUGCUUUUGUCCUGCAUUUUCUGAUAUGCUCUUCUUUUUCCUGAAGUCCAUAUGCCUUGUUUGUCUUUUAGUUGUCAAGCAUCCACUACAAUACUGGCAAAUGAUAGCUAUUUCAGUGGUGAUGCAGUAUUACUUUAGCUUACAACAACAGAUCUGCCCGUUUUACUGUGAGUGAUGAUUUUUAAAAAGCCAAUUAAAAUCCUCGUUUCAAUUUUAAAUGUAAGUAAUAGAGAUCCUUUUGUAUAAACCUCAAGAAAGUAUGAAUUUGUGUGAUUAUUUUGUAUUUGAAAUAAAUUAGAUGAUACAGAA